CCCGGCUCCUCCCACCGAAAUGUUGAGUCGCUCGCUAUCUUUCAGUUUCCGAGAGAAGUGAGCACUUUGAACCCGUCCUCCGAAGUCACUUGUUUAUCUUGUGUUUGGUGUUGCCGUGUCCUGCCCCCUCCCGCCGCCGGGUUAACAAUGAGCCCCCGGGCCAUUCCGUGGCUGUUCCUGAGCCUGACCUCCGCUGCGCUGCUCCGGAUCGCCACCGGCACUGACAAGGUUUACCCACCUUAUAAAAGCGAAUCAUCAACAUGCCUGAAUGAGACCUCUGAAUACUUUGACUCGAAAAUAUCGAUGUGCUGCACCAAGUGUUCACCAGGUAUGAAGAGAGAAGCGCCGUGCACAGAGAAGACAAACACUAAGUGUCAGCCUUGUGGGCUGAACCAAUACACUGCGUUCUGGAACAUGCUGAAGAAAUGCCUGUCCUGUCAAGUCCUCUGUAAAGAAGACCAGGACAUGGUUCAAGACUGCACUCCAACCACCAAGAGAAUCUGCCAGUGCAAACAGGGCCUGCACUGCAUUGAUUCCGCAAAGGAUACGUGUAACCAGUGCCGGAAAAACACCGAAUGCAAGGAGGGUCAGGGUGUCAUUAAACAAGGAACGAAAGACACGGAUGUAGAAUGUGCGCCAUGUCCCCCUGGAACGUUCUCCAAUAAGGUCUCUUCCACAGAGCCCUGCCAGCCACACAUUGACUGUGCAGUGCUGAGGAGAAAGAUUUUACAAAAUGGGACCAGCUCCAGGAAUGCAAUUUGCGGCGAUGAAAUAUUACCCCUGCCCCCUACGUUGAGAGGGACACCUUCAAGACCUCAACCCAGCUCUCCUGCUCCAAAACAGGCCACGCAUCUGACUGAGAUAGAACCAAUAAGUGUCACCAGUUGGGCACUGGUUACCACAGCACUCAACAGGACACCACCCACUAAACAGCUCCUAGCUUCCCACUGGGUAGUGGCAAUCGGUGUUUCUUCUAUCGUUGUGAUCUUGGUCAUAAUAAUGAUGCUGGUCUGUGUCCUUCGCAGAAGAACAGGGAGGAAGCCUGAUCUCUGGAAUCAGAAUCCAAAUAUGCCCACGAAGAACGCUGAUUCAGUGGAGAUGGCUUGUUUAAUUGGUAUAAACGAGAAUGAGCUGGAAGCAGUGAAAGCUCAGAAUGGGACGCUUGAGCAGAAGGAAUGUCCAACAGGAACUGUGGCUCGGACAGAGCAUUCCUGCUCACUCUCCAGAUCCAGCAGCAGCAGUGGGUCAGGGGGUGUGCAAAGGAAACCUGGCCCAGGAUACAGCUCAAAGGAGGAGGAGCGCCCUCAGACCCACCUUGCUCUUGCCCAUUUGAACAAUUAUUCACGAAUUGAUUCCCAGGAAGAUCAGGGAUACAUCAGCAGAGAAUCCCGGCCCAGUUCAGGAGCUCCAUCCCCAGUGAUGGAAUUCAGUGGGAACCCCACAGUGAGUGUUACAAUAAAUACCGGCAAGUGUUACGUUAACUGCUGCCAUCGUCCGGGAGACGGGGCCUCCAGACCGCUCUCUCCUGAGGAAGAUUAUCCUGCUCCAGCAGAGGAGGAAGGAACUGAGGUGGAUGAAGGGUUUCCAAUCCAGGAGGAACACAAGGACUCUGAGUCGGAGAUUUGGAAAGAGGCUGGUGUUCCAGUGGAAGCUGAGAGUGAAGGUCACUGGCAAACAUGCAACUCAGUACAACGACUGGAGGAUGUGAAGGACUUGCAGCUUCCAAUCCAGGACACUUCUGGAAAAAUGUACUGAUCGAGGAAUGGAGUCAUUAUGGAAAUAUCUAUGUCCUUGUAUUGAAGAUAGCUUGAGCCUUUGAGGGCCUGUGACUAAGGUCUUUGCUCACCAGCUAUUGGUUGCUGAUUUAAAGCUUGUUAGGAUGAACAUGGCCCAGGUUAUGAUGUGGGGCUGGAGCAGCGUCAAACUGUCCUGAGAAACAUGAGUUGAAAGUUCACCCCUCCCACCCCACCCCAAUCACUGACAGUGUGAACUUAGUUCCUCAGAGUGAGGAAUCGGGACAAGUGACAUAUUUCUUCAACUCCUGAGCUGAUUGGGUGAUCCUGGGCUGACCUUGCUGAAUAACGGCUCUGCUAAGAUGAUCCAAAGGUCAUUGCUGAAACUGGCAGAAACUAACGCGUCUGCUGGUCAGACCUGUGCAAACACUGCCUACAUAAAGAGGAUUCAAACUAUCCAGCCAGCCCCACAUGAAUGUGAUGCCUUGUGCUUUUCCAGUUCAGGCCCAAAACUUCUGAUGAUGGAAGAGGCCAAAAAUGUAAAAAAAAAAUCCAACUGGGUAAAUGAUUGAGAAAUUGCUGUCUGACUGCCCCUUUGGAAAUAUAAUUACUCGUCUGGGAAAUCACCCUGAAUUUCCUGCAGGGUCCAUGUAGGAAAAAAAAGCCUCCACCUCUCGCUUGAAGCGAUCCAGCCUUCGGUCUGUUCCAAAGUUGGACUGUUCUGUGGGAGAAGAAUCAUUUCCUCACAUCUAACCAAGUUCCGAACUUAUAAAACUUGCAAUUGUAUCUUUCCCAACUUAUUUACUGAUUUAAAAAUUCAACUGGGACACAGUCAAUUCAUUUUACUAUUCUAUAAAGCUAAGUGAGAUCACUUCUUAGAUGUUACUUGUCUUGAAGUGUAGAGUCCCAGUUCUUUUAAUGUAACUUAACAACUCUGUUCGGUCUCAGCAGACCUCUGUUCCAUGGGUUGAAUGUUGAGUAGGAAACUGAACCCACUCCAGAGUUUGAGACACACUAUGAUAUUAGUCUGGAUCUGCACCACUUUCCGUUAACAUGGGCAUUAGCCUGAGUUUCUAUCUGUAUUGUUAUUCUCAUCAAACUGCACCCUAUGAGUUUUUACACUGGCAACCAAGAAUACACUGGAUUGCAAACAGGUAAUAUAAAUGAGUUAAAUGCAGAUUAGGAUGGUUUUCUAUAUUCUCUGGAUUCAGCUGAUUGUAUAAAAUUAAACCAUCCUUUCAUUUUCCAUUUCAUGGUCCCCAUCUGGUCCUCUGCCCCCUCCUCUCUCUCUUGCCCCACCCCUCUCUCUCCCCCUACCCUUCCUCUCUGCUCCAUCUAGCCCUCUCCUCUCCUCUUUCAAUUCCUGAUCUUGAUCAGAUGGGCCAAUGGGCCGAGAAGUGGCAGAUGAGUUUA
Chiloscyllium plagiosum (whitespotted bambooshark) is the source of this 3146-nucleotide messenger RNA. Its product is annotated as tumor necrosis factor receptor superfamily member 1B-like. Gene Ontology annotation, biological process: extrinsic apoptotic signaling pathway; negative regulation of neuroinflammatory response; regulation of T cell proliferation. NCBI's taxonomy places the organism in Eukaryota, Metazoa, Chordata, Chondrichthyes, Orectolobiformes, Hemiscylliidae. The record is from RefSeq and is a predicted model, not a curated record. Gene Ontology annotation, molecular function: tumor necrosis factor receptor activity; tumor necrosis factor binding.